ACCAUUGUUCGAUAAAAACCCGAUACGAAAAGUAUUAUUUUUUUCUCAGCUUAUCAUUCGAUAUGAUGUUUAUUCGAUAUCUCUCAGUUGAUACCGAAAUUUGCGAAGUGCUAGUGUGAAAAAAUGUCGCAUGUGAGGUACAAAAAGCCCAAAAUUGAACUUUUGCUUCUUCUACUCACAUUGAGUAGAAUAUCACUAACUGAUUGUUUCAAACUGACUAAAGGAGAUGAUAGAGUUGGUUUCCAAGGGAAAGAUGAUUUUUAUACACUGACUUUAGACGAGAAUUUAAGUGACAUAGUUUUAUUCCAUAUUGAAGAUGCCAACAUAAUAAGCAGACUGGAUCCACAAAAAUCUUGCUCUGAUUUAGAGAACAGUGACGCAUACACAUUUAACAGUACAACUUUCACUUUGGAUUUACCACUUGAUUAUGAAAAAGCUGGUUGUAGAGAAACGAGGAAUAGUUUAUAUGAUGAUAAAGGACAAUCCGUAACAUUUAAAAUCGUUUUGAAUAAUUUAGAUGACAAUGUACCUCAGUUCGAUAUUGGCGAAAGUUGUAAAUUGAUGGAAAACACACCCUAUACGAAGGAAAAUACAACAUGCAGUAUAAACAUGAUGGAUUUAGAUGGUAUGAUGGAUGACGCUCAUCUAUCGCUAAAUGAAAAUUUUGGAUUAUUCGAAGUUGAUUUCCAUCCUACACCUUCAUCAGAUGAUCAAAAUGCUAAAGUAGUUAUUUACUUGACAGACAAAAAAAUGUUAGAUUUCGAAAAAAAAUACUCCUAUGUUCUAAAGGUGAAGGCUAAGGAAGAAAUUCAAUCAGCAGAAGUCCAAAUAGUAAUUGAUGUAGGUGAUGAACCUGACGAGCCACCUAAGUUCACCAAAAUGAUCACAACGGAACAGUUCGAAGAAAACACUGAUCAGGUCUUUAUGGUAUCAGCUCAAGACGGCGAUGUUGGAAUAAAUAGUCCAAUAAUAUUUAAUAUAACUAAAAAUGGAUGUGACAAAUUUGGUUGUUCUAUAACUAUUUCUGAAAACGGUGAAAUAACCGUAACAAACGUUGAUAGAGAAGAAACAGGAGACACCAUACCAUUAACAAUCGAAGCUAUAGAAACUGAUGAUAAUACAGCAACACCUCUCAGCAUAACGUUUUUCAUAAUCGAUCAGGAUGAUGAAAUUCCACAAAUAAUAAACGAUGAUUGGAAUGUAACCAAGGAUGAAGGCUACAAAGGCACUAUAACGAAAUUUAAAGUGACAGAUAUGGACUUGAGUACCUUCGGAACUUUUUCUAUAUCGAUAGAUACUACAGGGAGUUCGAUCGAUUAUUCCAAGGCUUUUGAAUUAAUACCCACUUCUGGCUAUCAAAGUGCUACAUUUUCUAUGAUCGUUAAAAAUUCUUCUCUGCUCGACUAUGAAAAUAAAGAUUGGAAAACAAUUAAAUUCAAUAUUUUAGCAAUAGAAGAAGCAGACAACACACAUAAAGAUUCUCAUGAACUAAUUAUAAAUCUGAGAGAUGUAAACGAUGAAUACCCGGUUUUUGUGAAUGAAGAUAAUUCUGUGGAUAUUCCUGAAGAUAUUAAGGCUGGUCAAAUGAUUUUCAAUGCAAAUGCUGUAGAUGCAGACGCAGGGGAUGUGGUUUCGUAUGAGAUAAAGAGUGUCUGGCAACAAAAAUUAGAAAUAAGUAAAGAUGGAAAGAUAACAACCAAAAUUGAUAAUGCGUUCGAUUACGAACAACAGCAGGAAGUUAUAAUAACAAUUCAAGCCUCAGACAAAGUUCAUCACAUCACUAGUAAAACCCUCACGAUUAAUGUACAAGAUGUAGACGAUGAACCUCCAGUCCUAAGAGUGUACAUGACUAAUGACGAUAGAAUGGUACAAAUUCCAGAAAAUUCUGCAGACGGAACUAUUGUGGAAGGUAUUUCCAUUAAUGUCACUGACCCUGACACAGAUCCAAAACUGAAACUAGAAAUUGAUUGGCAACAUUCUUACGUUACCAAAAAUGGUAAUAUGAAAAAGUUUGAUGAACAUAUAUACCAGUGUUUUUCUGUGCAAUCUACAUCAACAAAUAAACAAACACUAAAUGGAAUCAUUACUAUUAAAAAGACAGAAACACAGGAAUGUCCAGAUUUCGAGAAAUUUGAUGCAAUAGUACUCAAUCUCAAGGCCAUCGAUGAAAAUACCAAAUUAGGGGAUGAUUCGACAACAGUUCCUGCUACAAUCAAUAUUGGGGAUUUGAAUGACAACACACCAUAUUUUAUAGAUUCUUCAUUGAAGGAUUUAGCAGUUACAGAUGGUACUAAAGAUGUAACUAAAAUCGGAGUGAUCUCUAGCCAUGAUGAUGACAUCAGUGAUGAACCUCUUUACUCUAUCACGCCACUUGACACUACUGCUGACUGGGUAGAUAUUGAUGAGAAAACCGGACAACUUACUGUCAAAAAAGGUGUGGAAAUAGAUUGUGACAAACCGAAAAGAAAAGAUAUAAAAUUCAUUGUCACAGUAAAUGAUACCAUACACGUUAAUAAAACACAGCUCUCCAUUAGAAUCGAUGAUACAAACGACGAAUAUCCACAAAUUAUUUAUGAUCAUACAGAGGAAAAAAUCGAUGAAUUAUCCACAAAAGGCACUGUAGCUACUUUGAAGUCUACUGAUGACGAUAGAGAUGAUCCAAACAAUCGAGUUGUUUUUAAGUUCGAAACUAACUUAACGAACGAAGCCUCAAAUAGAUUUGCUAUAAGCAGUGAUGGUAUUGUAUCUGUUGCAUUGAGGAAUGGAGCCAUACUAGAUAGAGACAACGGAGCUGGUAGUUACAUUCUGCCGAUUGUGGCAUAUGACAACCCAAAUGGAAUUUUACAGCACACUGCUCACGUAGAUUUGAAGGUCAUUCUAAACGAUUUGGAUAAUAACAUACCUGUAUUGGAAGAGAAAACUCUGGAUUGUGUGGAAAAUUUGAAGAAAGAUGAAAUACUUGGUAAUAUCAUCGCCAUUGAUCCUGAUGAAGAUGGUCCAAAUUCGGAUGUCACAUUUGAUUUGACAACUGUUGUACCCAUCAAUAAUGAAAAUAAAAAUCAAUUAGAUGAAGAAUUCUUCAAUCUGGCUAAAACUGGUGCUAAAACUGCUACAAUCAAAAUAGUGAAGAAUUUGGAAGGCUAUUGGGGUGUGUACAAUUUAACCAUAAGGACCAAAGACAAGGGUAAUGCAGAAAAUUUCAAGGACAACAUAAUCACACUCACUGUGGACAAGUUCAAUUUCAAGCAACCCGUCUUCGAUUUUCCAAGUACAGAUAAUGACAAAAAAAUCACCAUUGAUAAGGAUAACAUAGUUCCAAACAGUAUCAUCACACUUAUCAGUGGAGAACCGCUGAAACACAUAGAUGUCAAUGAUCAACAAGAUCAUAAGUGGAUUGUGACAUUCGAGUUAAAAAACGUAGAUGGAGAAGACUUUUUCACAGUAAAACGAUCAUCUUCUCAUUGGAAAGCGGAUCUUAUGUUGACAAGAUCACUAUCUGAACAAGAAAUGGCUGAAACUUAUUAUGUCACCGUUAACGCUGCUGUAAAGGACGAUAUGAAGAGUGGGGAAGAGGCGGUAUCUGUGGAAACCAAGUUCACGAUAAACUUCUACAGUUUAUCUCAACAGCCAGAAUUUGACAAACAUCAAGCUUCAAUCAGAAUGGCAGAAGAAGAUUCUACUAUAUCAAUGCCUAUACCUGAAAUAGCACAUAUACCCUUAAACCUGGACCUUAAACCGUAUUAUUUCAUUUCUGUAACCUCGGAUACCUUUAAAGUUGAUCCUGAUGAUGGAACUAUAAGUUUGAUACAACCACUUGAUUAUGAGCAGAAAAUACAGUACACUAUAGAAAUAAUUGCUAUGAACAAGAAAACUCCUCCUAUAGAACCACCAUCACCAGAUGCUCUUAACGUCUUGCAUCUAACAAUAAAUGUUAUUGAUAUAAAUGAUAAUGCACCAAUUUUCCAUCCCAAUAAGUUUACUGGAGCUUUCUUGAGAACUUACGCCAAAGGUUCUACAAUUUUGACUGUUAAUGCGACUGAUGCUGAUCCGACACUCCAAACCCUCGAGUAUAGUUUGAAAAAUUUCGAUUGCUCUGAAACUUUGAAGGUACCUACAGAAAAUUCCUUUGCUAUUGGUCCUUUUGACGGUAAAAUCACCAAUUUAUUCACUGUGACUUCAGACAUGUCCGGAUAUUGCAAUUUCAUAGUGGAAGUCAUGGAUCAGAAAUCAGAAGUUUUAAAUGAUAAAGUCCAUACCGUGGAUACGACUGUUCAAAUAAAUGUCAUUAGUAAUGAUGAGCUGGUGAAAUUCACAUUCUUGAAUCCAGACUGGUAUGUGAACCAAGAAUUAGAUACUGUUACUUCAUUGAUUAAUGACGCCUUCAAAGAAUACAACUAUAAAUGUUUCCUCGCUGAUCUCACCUAUGAUUCAGAAUGGCACAAUACAACAGCCCAUUUUUAUUUCACGAACAGUCAGGCAGAACCUGUUCCUGCUGAAGAAAUUUUGGGUAAUCUGACUGAUCCAACCAAAUACUCAAGUCUAACGAAAGAACUUGAGUCUGUUGAUGUCCACCUGUCCUAUUUUUCUAAUGAGAACGUCACAAAGGUUGUUGAUGAUUACCUGAAAAUUUGGAUGAUAACAGCCAUUUGUGUUCUUGGUUCACUUCUGGCAAUUGUGACCAUCAUCUUCUACUUCAGAAACAGAGCGCUCACCCGAAGAAUAAACAACCUUUCAACUACCAAAUUCGGAUCUCAGGAAUCAGGAUUGAAUAGAGCAGGAGUGACAUCACCAACGACCAAUAAAAACGCAAUUGAGGGAUCGAAUCCAGUAUUCAAUUCGGAGAAUUAUAUCAAAGAAGUGGAAGAAGACAGGAUAAGUGUUCGAAGUGGCGAUUCUGAUCUACUGGGCAUCGAAAACAACCCAAAUUUCCAAUUCUGAAGGAAAUAAGUAUCACAUGUCGACUUCAUACAUUUCUUUAUGAAAGAUAUACAUAUUUAUAAAAUGUACAAAUAAACUAAGCGUAAUAAAUUGCUAGCGAUAUUAUUAUUAUUAUUAUGGAUAACUGUCAUACUGUAAAAAACAUUGUAAAAUUAAUAUAGUAUAUCAUUGA
Harmonia axyridis is the source of this 5110-nucleotide messenger RNA. Its product is annotated as cadherin-87A-like. Bases 124 to 4938 code for a protein of 1604 amino acids. NCBI's taxonomy places the organism in Eukaryota, Metazoa, Arthropoda, Insecta, Coleoptera, Coccinellidae. Gene Ontology annotation, cellular component: adherens junction; plasma membrane; catenin complex. The transcript is spliced from 29 exons. Gene Ontology annotation, biological process: homophilic cell-cell adhesion; multicellular organism development; cell morphogenesis. Gene Ontology annotation, molecular function: calcium ion binding; cadherin binding. The record is from RefSeq and is a predicted model, not a curated record.